Molecule: messenger RNA, 398 nt
Organism: Closterium sp. NIES-65
Lineage: Eukaryota; Viridiplantae; Streptophyta; Zygnematophyceae; Desmidiales; Closteriaceae
Source: the annotation of a GenBank genome assembly
GUGGUGCAGGCGAUUUUUGAAGACCGGUGCAACCAAAAAGGAUUCGCACUGUACCCGAGCAUAAAGAUACGCAACAACAAGAGGAUUUAUACACGCCCCCAACAUUGCAACUGGUGGCUCGAAGCCCAGAAGGCACUGCGUAUCAAGGAAGAGGUCAUUGCUGCGCUCAUAGUGUACUCGGACGUCACUCAACUAAGCAAAAACGACACACAGAAGGUCUGGCCCGUUGUCCUCUCACUCGGGAAUAUUGCUGUUGAACAUCGCUGGAAAACGAGUGCGAAGCAGAUGGUGGCAAUGCUGCCCCUGCCUCAUUCGAAAUGGAAAGGCAACGUCAAGACAGAGCUGUUCUUGAAGUGCAUGCAGAUCGUCCUCCAGCCACUCAUCGAUGCCAGCAACAG